AUGUCGAAGCACCAGUUCGACCUAGUAGUGUGUCUGAAGCAGCCAGGCUCGCAUCUGGGCGUGCUCUGCGACAAAUGCGACGGUCGGUGCCCCGUUUGCGACUCGCACAUCUUGAACACGCAACACAAGAGGGCGAUCCAUAAAGUCAAGAUCUGCGAAAGUUGUGCGUUCGGUAAAUCGGGCACCAAGUGCAUUAUCUGCGGCAUGGCGAAUGCACACAACACGGCGUACUACUGCUGGGAGUGCUCCCGGCAAGAGAAGAGCAAAGACGGCUGCCCGAAGGUGCUUAACACGGGGUCCAACACCGUCGAUAGACACUUUGAGCUAAAGAACGCCAAAGUGUGA
Molecule: messenger RNA, 345 nt
Organism: Huiozyma naganishii CBS 8797
Lineage: Eukaryota; Fungi; Ascomycota; Saccharomycetes; Saccharomycetales; Saccharomycetaceae
Gene: RDS3
Product: U2 snRNP complex subunit RDS3
Exons: 1
Coding region: 1-345 (114 amino acids)
Biological process (GO): mRNA splicing, via spliceosome
Cellular component (GO): U2 snRNP; catalytic step 2 spliceosome; precatalytic spliceosome
Source: RefSeq, a predicted model, not a curated record